CUUUAUAGCACAGCUAGUAAGUGGAUGUUACGGUCGUAGUUUCCAUAUAACAAAACAACUCAGCAACAGUUAAUGGCACCUCUAACGGAGCCAUUUAAUGAGGGAUGGUAUUUAAAGCCACUCUUCCAUAUACAGUUUCACAGCAAGCAGAAAGUUCAACAGUUUAAUACACCAGUACUGCAAGUCAAACAGCUCACAAUCUGACGGUGCUACCAUUAUAUUGUGCUGUGAGUUGUCCGGGGAUUGAGAUUUGCGUCCAUAUUGACAAAAUUAAAGGUUAAAAAAGUUCUUUCAAUACUUAUUCAACAAAACCUGGUAGAAUUCGAGAAGAACAAGCGAGGACAGACAGAGUACAUGUUGAACCAUGAUCGGGUAAUGUGGCGGAACCGUAUCCCUCGUUACAUUCACUGUGGGAAGAGUUUGUACGGAGAUGCAGCAGAGCUAGUUAUAGAAGACAUCGUCCAAAAUGGCCAGGUUACCAUGAUAGACACAGUGGAAAAUGUCACUGACAAGCUGAAUGAAGCUCUGGAAAAUGCAGGUCACCCGAAGAUAGAUGUAAGUGUGGUGUAUGAGAAGUUCAAGUGCCUGGCCCAGACCCACUUCCUCCAGCAGUGUGUGAACCCACUGGACCCACCUCUCAAGAAUGAGAUGGACGAGCGGGAUGUCACCAGCCUCUACACUGUGCCACCACUCACUUCUGGGAGUAAGAAGAGGAAACAUUCAGUUGGUGAUAGUGACCAGCCACAAGCAAAGAGGAUAAAAACAGAACCUGGGACACAAGCGAGCACAGAUGAAGUCUAUUGGAGAAUUAACUACAGCAGGUUUCAUCAGUAUUUUAGAGAUCAGAUGUUGAUAAAGGCCAUGUCCAGCAAAAUUGACAAGAGGGCUGGCGACAUUCUGCAGACAAUGUUACGACUCAGUGAGGUGAAAUCCGAGGAGCUAGCAUUGACAACGAGCCCACUGGCCUUCAAUGAGAUAUUCCAUGCACUACCGAAGGAGCUCAACAUCUCCCGCCAUACUUGUGAACAAUAUCUCAACAUUAUGGCCGAUGAUUCGAUGUCGUUUGUGAUGAAGGUAGGAGAGAGUGGAGGCGGCAUGUACAUCGUCAAUAUGAUGAAGGCGUUGGAGACCCUGUGUCAGGCCCACAUUGAGUCCGUCGUGCAGGAAAGGUUUGGUUCCAAGAGUCUACGUAUUUUCCGAGUGCUGUUGCUAAAAAAACACUUGGAACAAAAGCAGAUUGAGGAGUUGGUGAUGAUUCCAGCUAAGGAAGCCAAGGAAUUGCUAUAUAACAUGUUCGCACAAAACUAUGUCUCAAUUGCUGAAGUGUCCAAGACCGCUGACCACGCUCCGGCACGGACAUUCUACCUGUUCAGUGUGAACCUUGAACAGCUGGCGCGGAUGCUGUUACAACACGCUCUCAAGGCUCACUACAAUGCCAUGGUGAAGAGGGAAAUGGAGACAAGGGAAAACAGACGUCUGAUGGAGAAGCAGGAGCGCGUGGAUGCAAUUAUUGCGAGUCUCGAGGCCAACAAGGCUGAGGACGUACAGAAGGAGGAAAUCCUGCAGACUAUCACCCCCGCGGAGAAAUCCCAGCUCACACGCAUCAGACAUAUGAUCAACAUGCUUGACCAGAGUGAGUUGCAGCUGGACGAGACCAUCUUUAUUCUGGAGACAUACAUACAGUAUUGUGAAGAGAAACAGAAGUCCAAAUUCUGACAUUGUCAUUUGUUUUGUUUAAUAUUCAAAUAAAAUUCAAAAUCAA
Mya arenaria is the source of this 1762-nucleotide messenger RNA. RefSeq names its product DNA-directed RNA polymerase III subunit RPC3-like. Bases 355 to 1716 code for a protein of 453 amino acids. Gene Ontology annotation, molecular function: single-stranded DNA binding. Gene Ontology annotation, cellular component: RNA polymerase III complex. The transcript is spliced from 16 exons. Gene Ontology annotation, biological process: DNA-templated transcription. Lineage: Eukaryota; Metazoa; Mollusca; Bivalvia; Myida; Myidae. The record is from RefSeq and is a predicted model, not a curated record.